CGAGGAGUAUAAAUAAUGUGGCACGCUCGAUUUUCAUACAGAGCGCGGGACUUGCGGUGUCUAUUUCGAUAUAUGUCUGUGCCUCCGUGUGUCCGCAGGACACACUGUAUCUAUACUUUUAGCAUAUUAGGACACAGUACACAAACAGUAUAUAUUAUUAUAGCCAUGCUAAUAUGAGAAGAAAUCUUAAACAUUGCUUAAAACAAAGUGUAUAAACAACGAGAUCUCUCUGUUCACGUUCGUGCCGACGAAUAUUUUUAGCCGAGAUAUUUCCAGCGCGUCCGCUGUCGCGCCAAGAGUGAGUCGCGAGCGAACGGCGAACGACGGCGGCGACGGAGCUCGCCAGUGGCCAGACCGCGGCGUCGCGGGCGAGGGUGCUCGCGGGGAGGGCAUGGCAGAGUGUGGCAGGUGGCAGUGCGGCUGCGGCGGCGCAGCCGACGUUCUGCACGCUGUGUUCGCGUGGCUAGAGGGCGAAGAGUUGUCCCGCGUGGCUGCAGUGUGCCGUGCGUGGCGCGAGGCGGCAAACGCGCCGGCGCUAUGGCGUGCUGCGUUGGCACGCCGCGCUGGCAUGCCGCCGGCGCAGCUGCGCCGCCUCGCCUCGCACCGUCGCGGCCGUGGCGAGGCCUCCGGGUUUGAGCAACCGCCAGGUGCGGAGAGCGACGCCGCGGAGCGCCGGGCCGAGGCGGCGUGGUGGCGCGACGAGUUCGCGCUGGCGGCGGCGGGCUGGCGCGCGCGCGGCCGGCACGCGCUGGGCGCCGGCGCCGCGCUGCUGCACGCCGCGUUGGCCGAGCAGACGCAAGGGCACCCCAAAGACGGACUCGCACUCGCCGCCGAGGACGCCACGCUGACGGUGUGGAUUUCGUUGGACGACGAGGAGGGCAGUGGCAACGAAGGGUGGCGGUUAGCGUGGCGCGACGACGCCGCCGCGCGAGGGUGGCGCAGCGCGGCGCGAGUGCAGUGGGCGCCCCCUGCCGGCGGCGGCUGCGCGCCGCGUCUCCUGGCCGCGGGCCCGCUGGCGCUGGCGGACCGCUGGGAGGUCACGCUGUUCCAGUUCGACGACGAAUGGCGCGGGCGCGCGAUGUGCCGCGCGGCGAGUAGUGCGGGCGGCGGAGCGUGGGCCGGCGCCGACGCCUUCGUCACAACAGAGCUGCAACGCGUCGCUCCUAUGUGCGGUGUCACUACCGUCUGGCUGAACGCGGCGCAUCAGGCGGAGCAGUCGGAGUUCGCGGGCGUGACGGCGCCGUUGCUGCGCGUCUACAACGAGGCGCAGGCGCACAUCUCGUAAGGAUUCAUUUCGUCCGAUCGAAAUUAGGACCGUGACGCAAAACGAAUCGCGGCGAUCCGACGGCGCGAUGUAUUUUUUGUUCGUCGUUAUCGUAAAACGACAAUAGUUU
Messenger RNA from Hyposmocoma kahamanoa, 1394 nucleotides. RefSeq lists its product as uncharacterized. The record is from RefSeq and is a predicted model, not a curated record. The transcript is spliced from 5 exons. Lineage: Eukaryota; Metazoa; Arthropoda; Insecta; Lepidoptera; Cosmopterigidae. The coding region runs from base 392 to 1285 and encodes 297 amino acids. Gene Ontology annotation, molecular function: protein binding.